Penicillium canariense is the source of this 1083-nucleotide messenger RNA. Its product is annotated as ankyrin repeat domain-containing protein. The record is from RefSeq and is a predicted model, not a curated record. Gene Ontology annotation, molecular function: protein binding. The transcript has a single exon. NCBI's taxonomy places the organism in Eukaryota, Fungi, Ascomycota, Eurotiomycetes, Eurotiales, Aspergillaceae. Bases 1 to 1083 code for a protein of 360 amino acids.
AUGGCGAGCAGCGCACCGCUUCCCGACCAGCCACAACAGGCCACGACAGCUGAACGACGUGACCUUGAUGGCGAUGCGCUCCUGGUUGCUUCAUCCAAAGGCUGUGAACAAACUGUACAGCAACUGUUAGAGGAAGGCGCCGAUGUUAACGCGCAAAGUGGUUCGUACGGCAAUGCACUAUACGCUGCAUCAUCAGAAGGCCAUGAACGGAUUGUACGGCUGCUAUUGGAGAGAGGUGCCGAUGUCAACGCUCCGGGUGGCUUUUAUGGAGAUGGACUAUAUGUUGCUUCAUCGGAUGUCAAGGAACGGAUGGUACGGUGGUUGUUAGAGAAUGGUUCCGAUGUCAACGCUCGGGGUAAAAGCAAUUUUCUUCACCGAGUGUUGGAGGGACGUCCCGAUAUCAAUGUGCAGGCUGGCAGGCAUGGCAAUGCACUAUAUGCUGCUUCGCUGGGAGGCCAUGAACGGAUUGCACAGCUGCUUCUGGACAACGGCGCUGAUGUUAACGCGCAAGGUGGCAUUUGCGGAAAUGCACUAUAUGCCGCUUUGUCGAAAGGCCACGAUGGGGUUGUGUACCUGCUGUUACGGAACGGCGCUGAUGCCAACGCACAGGGUGGCCACUACGGUAAUCCGCUCCAGGCUGCUGCAUCGAAAGGCCUUGCCGGGAUAACACAGCUACUGUUGGACAAGGGUGCCGAUAUCAACGCACGAGGUGGCGCUUAUGGUACUGCGCUCCAGGCUGCUUUAUGGAAAGACCAUAAUGAGAUUGCGCAGCUACUGUUAGAGAAAGGCGCUGAUGUCAACGCGCAACAUGGCUCUUAUGGCACUCCACUCCAGGCGGCUUCAUUUGGUGGCCAUGAAGGGAUUGUCCGGUUGCUGUUGGAGAAAGGGGCUGAUGUGAACGCGCAAGGGGGCCCUUACGACAAUGCACUGUAUGCUGCUCUUUCGGAAGGACAUGUCGAGAUUGCACGGCUGCUGUUAGAGAAAGGUUGGAAAAAGUCGCUCAUGGCCACAUGCUGGCCUCAAUUCGACACUUACAUCGCUCAGAUAUCUGGACAAGUCCAUCCAUCUCUCGGUGGGGUUUGA